This is a messenger RNA of Telopea speciosissima, 2866 nucleotides long. Its product is annotated as receptor-like protein kinase THESEUS 1. Gene Ontology annotation, cellular component: plasmodesma; plasma membrane. Gene Ontology annotation, biological process: protein autophosphorylation. The record is from RefSeq and is a predicted model, not a curated record. NCBI's taxonomy places the organism in Eukaryota, Viridiplantae, Streptophyta, Magnoliopsida, Proteales, Proteaceae. Gene Ontology annotation, molecular function: transmembrane receptor protein tyrosine kinase activity; ATP binding. The transcript has a single exon. Bases 249 to 2783 code for a protein of 844 amino acids.
UGAACUCUUGACUCUCAAUUCAUUCUAUAAACAAUAGAGAAAAGAAAGACCCGUCUCUCCAAUCUCCAUAAAGUCUUGUUCUUGAUGAAUCCUCUAGUCUCAGCUCUUCUCUUCAGUCAAUAGGACUGCAAAUCUUCCAGGUAUUCUUCCCCCCCCCCCCCCCUCCUCUCUCUCUCUUUCUGGUCUCACCUCAUUUGCUUUCAUUUUCAUUUUUAGAUUGAUGCAUGUGACCUUUGAAUGAAAGAGAAAUGGGUUGUCUACACUCAUUGCCCAAUGCAAUUGGGGUGUUCAUCUGCCUCCUCUUUUGUUGCUUCUGGGUUCCUUCUUUUGUCUUCGCUGCAUUUCUCCCUGUGGACAAUUUCUUGAUCGAUUGCGGGGGAGGCAAACCAUUAAAAGUUGAUGAUGGUCGGACAUUCGAGCCUGAUUCGGGGAAUUCCAACAUGGGUUUUUCUAUAUCCCCAGCUUCCCGCAUUGUUGUUUCCGAAAAUGUAACUGCUCCAUGGAAUCUCUACCAAACUUGUCGGGUUCUUACAGAAACCUCAACCUACACCUUCCGCACCAAGCAGGUCGGCCGUCAUUGGUUGCGCCUACACUUGUACCCGAUCGAGAAUCCUCGUUACAAUUUGAAAGCCGCUGUCUUCUCUGUUGAGGCAAAUGGGGUCACGCUGCUUCACGAGUUCUCCUUCGCUGAAUCAGAGAAACGCCCAUCUCGUCUUUACAAGGAAUUCGUCGUCCAUGUCGAUGUUUCCAACUCCAAAGACUUGGUGCUCACCCUCUCUCCGUCGAACGCUUCAUUGGCAUUCAUCAAUGGGAUUGAGGUAAUAUCAGUGCCCGACGGCCAGUUUCCUUCCACCGCCAUUGCCAUUCCGAUUGGCCCUUCCCUCGAAAUCCCAGCCCAUGUGGCUCUGGAAACAGCUUACAGGAUCAACAUGGGAGGUCCGCUUAUAAACCCUGAGAAUGACUCGUUGUGGAGGACGUGGGAACCUGAUUACCCAUUCCUCCUCAAUUCUGCUUCUGCUUGGAGCGUUUCAGUUGACCCCAGUUUGAUCAGAUACCCUACUGGAAUAUCAGUCGAAAUUGCACCAAAGGUGGUUUAUGCUACUGCGCAAGAAAUGGCGGAUGCGAAUGUUGGUGAACAGAGAUUUAACAUCUCAUGGGCGUUUAGAGUUGAUGGAGGCUUCACCUAUCUCAUCAGGUUGCAUUUCUGUGACAUUGUCAGCCAAGCUCUGAGUAAUCUGGUUUUCAACGUCUACCUUAACAACCAAUCUGCAUUGGAUUCUUUCGACAUCUCAAGUAAAACGAUGGAGUUAUCUGCUGCUUACUUUGUGGACUUUGCUGCCGAUGUUUCAAUGAGCUCGAAUCAGAUUUUGGUUCAAAUUGGUCCUCCUAAUCUGAGGAAUAUCCCAUCCAAUGCGAUCCUCAAUGGUCUGGAGAUCAUAAAAUUAAGCAACCCUGAUGGCAGCCUAGAUGUGCCUUCUGGUGCAGAUUUUAGUUCUAGGGGUCCCAAGAGGAAGGUAGCGGUGAUUGCCAGUGUGACUUGUCUGGCUGGAUUUGCAAUCUUGGCCCUCAUAGCCGCAGCUUUCUACUUGCAUUUCCGUAAAUCAAAGAAGCCCAAGAAGCAUCCAACCUCUGCCUGGUUACCACUUCCUACCCAUGUGGGGCAUUCAGAAUCCAAAAUAUCAACUGUUAGUUAUGCUUCAACUGCACCUUCCCUUGGUUUAGGUCGUGUUCUAGCAUUCUCGGAGAUUCGUGAAGCAACAAAGAACUUCGAUGAGAACUUGGUCAUUGGGGUUGGAGGCUUCGGCAAGGUUUACAGAGGUGUAUUAGACAAUGGGGUUAUUGUUGCUGUAAAACGUGGGAACCCAAGAUCCCAGCAAGGAUUGACAGAGUUCAGGACAGAAAUUGAGAUGCUUUCCAAGCUUCGGCACAGACACCUAGUUUCUCUUAUAGGCUACUGUGAAGAACUCAAUGAGAUGAUCCUGGUCUAUGAGUUUAUGGCAGGAGGGCCCCUAAGGACACACUUGUACGGCUCUGACCUCCCACCACUUACUUGGAAACAGAGGCUUGAGAUUUGCAUUGGGGCAGCAAAAGGUUUGCACUACCUUCACACUGGUGCUGCUGAGAGUGUGAUCCAUCGUGAUGUCAAGACAACCAAUAUCCUGCUCGAUGAAAACCUCAUAGCCAAAGUAGCAGAUUUUGGGUUGUCUAAGUUAGGCCCUACAUUGGAUCAGACUCAUGUAAGCACCGCUGUGAAAGGGAGCUUCGGGUAUCUUGAUCCAGAAUACUUCCGUAGGCAGCAAUUAACAGAGAAAUCUGAUGUUUAUUCCUUUGGAGUAGUACUAAUGGAGGUGUUAUGUGCUCGUCCCGCCAUUAAUCCGUCUCUCCCAAGGGAACAGGUCAACAUAGCUGAAUGGGCCAUGCACUGGCAGAAGAAGGGCCACCUCAAUCAGAUAAUUGAUCCCCAUCUUGUGGGAUAUGUGAAACUUGAAUCCUUACGCAAGUUCGGGGAAACAGCAGAGAAGUGUUUAUCUGAAUAUGGCAUUGAAAGACCAACAAUGGGAGAUGUUCUGUGGAACUUAGAAUAUGCUCUUCAGCUGCAACAGGCUUCCUUGCAAACUAUAGCUGAUGAAAACAGCACAAAUUACAUCCCAGAAAUACCAGAAUGGAUUCCCCACAUCGAGGCUGCUGAUUGUGAUUGUGCUGAUAUUGUCAGUGAUCCAGGGUCUGACGCAGCAACAACAAGUGGAGUGUUUUCACAGUUAAUAAAUCCAAGGGGCCGAUAGUAAAGGAGUUUUUAUAGGGGGUGAAACUUUUCUGUGUAAUUUUGGAAAAUCAAUUUUCUGUUUAACAGCUUUUACUGAAAAUU